AUGUCAUGCCCAGAGGAAUUGGCUGCCCUGGCAGAUGAGGACCUGCUUGACUUCCUCCUGAAGGAUGUUGCUCCUGAAAUCCCAGGGGAGAACGGUCUGCUGGAAGACUGGGGCCUGCCAGAGCCUGAGCUCCUGAACAAGGAGAUGGAUGACUUCAUCAGCUCCCUGCUGAGUCCCUUUGAAGAUGAACCAGGCAUGCUGCAGGGUUAUUCGCCUGCUGACGGUGACAGCAGCAUUUCUGAAGAUCAGAAUCUGUCCCAUAGCCCUGGCAGUGACUUUGCCGGCAGCCCUCAGAGCUCAGACAUUGUGCAGUUUGAUCACAACUAUUCCCUCCAUCGGGAUUGGCCUGCGCUUGAAAGUGUGAAGUCUGAAAUGGCAGAAGGAGAUGUUUCCAUUGACCUUGAGACAUGGGUGGGUUUGGAAGGCACAAGUGAGGCGCUGGAACAGAGCUCCAGUUUCCCUAUUGCUGUUGCUGUGGACACUGGACCCCAGCUUGUGCCUGGAGCCACUGUGCAGUCUGACUUCCCAGAGCUGGUCCUGACAGAGGAGGAGAGGCAGCUCCUGGAGAAAGAAGGUGUUUCAUUACCAACCUGUCUGCCACUGACCAAAGCUGAAGAGCGGCUUCUGAAGAAAGUGCGUCGGAAGAUCCGGAACAAGCAGUCAGCCCAGGAUAGUCGUCACAGGAAGAAGAUCUAUGUGGAUGGCCUGGAAAACAGGAUGGCAGCCUGUAUGGCUCAGAACCACAAGCUGCAGAAGAAGGUGCAGCUGCUGCAGAAGCAGAACAUGUCACUGCUUGAGCAGCUGUGGAAACUGCAGGCCUUGGUGAGACAGUCCACCACCAAAACUACCACAGCAAGCACCUGCAUCAUGGUCCUGGUUCUGUCCUUCUGCCUCAUUCUCUCCCCCAGCCUCUACUCGUUUGGGAGCAGAGAGCAACAGCUGGAGCUCAGAGUGUUGUCACAGCAGAUCCAUGAGUUCCCAAACCAGGUUAGGCAGGCAGCACCUGAUGUGCAGGAGGACACUGCACUGGAGAGGCUCAACCCAGAGCCUGAGGACCCCCUGUUGGGCAGCCUCAAUCAGUCAUGGAAAGAGGGACGGAGUCCACCCAAGCCCAAUCCCAGAUCUGCUUUCAACAGCAACUCAUCCUCCGACCCUCCAGCAGCAGCGGGCUCUGAGCUGGGCCCUCCCCAGCCUCAGGAGCAGCACUCCCAGAAUGACCCUUUGCACACAGCGGUGCUGGCAGCGUGGAAAGCCAAGAGGCAGGAGUGGGUGGAACGCACUGCCAGCGUUGUCAUCCAGCAGCACCGUGCCGAUGAGAUGUGA
This is a messenger RNA of Nipponia nippon (crested ibis), 1323 nucleotides long. Its product is annotated as cyclic AMP-responsive element-binding protein 3-like. Lineage: Eukaryota; Metazoa; Chordata; Aves; Pelecaniformes; Threskiornithidae. Gene Ontology annotation, biological process: regulation of transcription by RNA polymerase II. Gene Ontology annotation, molecular function: RNA polymerase II cis-regulatory region sequence-specific DNA binding; DNA-binding transcription factor activity, RNA polymerase II-specific. Gene Ontology annotation, cellular component: nucleus. The record is from RefSeq and is a predicted model, not a curated record.